This is a messenger RNA of Penicillium brasilianum, 843 nucleotides long. NCBI's taxonomy places the organism in Eukaryota, Fungi, Ascomycota, Eurotiomycetes, Eurotiales, Aspergillaceae. The record is from the annotation of a GenBank genome assembly.
AUGAUGACGACGGAUCCCCCAAGAUAUUUCUCGCCAAAGCGCAAACGAGAGCCUUCCGAGUCAGAUUACUAUAGUCCGUCGGCAUCGCCAACAUCAACGGUAUCUGCCGCCAGUCUACAAGAAGCCCGCAUCCGUGAGGAGAGCGAGCCGGGGAGACAUAGCCCACGCGCAGCUGUCGCGGGACGCUUCAAAGACUUGGCCAUUCAUGGAGACCGAUUCCCAGAACUAAGAGCAUCACGUGGCGACAGCCAGCGGCCAUGUACACUAAAUCCGGCGAAGGCAACAUGUAUGUCCAACAGCCACGACCAGGGGUCCACGAGCAUGGCCGAACCCUCGGAAGGUCAUAGCAGCGAACGAGGUGAUGCUCAUCGCCAGCACACUGGUUCCCAUUUGGCAACACAUCAUGUCCCAGCCAGUGCUCUUGUCACACCUAUUUCCACUCCCUCAAAAAAGAGAUCAAAUCCCUCGUCACACAAAAAACGUGAUCUCAUAUCACCGUCCAAGGGCCACAAGCAGCGAUUAUCUCCUCCACCCUCUGACGUCCCUCUGGAUGAUCCGUUCACAUGGCAUGAUCACGAAAUUACAGGACAUGACCCGACUGAUCCAACCGAUGAUGGCUAUGGUAUCAAUGGCGUGGGAUUCAAACCAACUGCGGCCAUGGCGUGGGCACGUUCUCAGAAACGACAACGGCAAGUUGCCGAAUGGAAGUCCCGUGAGGCACGUGAAGCCCGUGAGAAGCGACGGGAACGAAGGAACGACAGCUCUGGCAAGGACAGACUUCACAGCAUACACGAAGGGGCUAUCCAGAAGCGAGUCAAGUUCGAUGUCCAGGACAGACGCUGA